Molecule: messenger RNA, 3315 nt
Organism: Passer domesticus (house sparrow)
Lineage: Eukaryota; Metazoa; Chordata; Aves; Passeriformes; Passeridae
Product: protocadherin beta-16-like
Exons: 1
Coding region: 455-2911 (818 amino acids)
Biological process (GO): homophilic cell-cell adhesion
Cellular component (GO): plasma membrane
Molecular function (GO): calcium ion binding
Source: RefSeq, a predicted model, not a curated record
GACCCCUGUAACAACACACAGCUCUUCUAGCUGAACAGUCGGAGAGUCAUUUACUCAAAGCGUUCACACUGGGGGCAAGGGAGGGGGAACCAAAACAAAAGGAACAACCCAGCUUUAAAUAAACAGAGGCAUUGCUCAUUCAACCAGUGGCCAUUCUUCAAACACGGCUGUAUGGACAUUUAAAUAUCUAUGCUUUGACCUAGGAAGAGAGAAAACGAGCCGUUAAUCUUUGCUUUCCAGGCUUUGCGGGGGGAAAUCUUGGGACUCCUUCUACAGACCGGCCGCCUGGUGCCGCUGCUGACCGCGGAAGCUCCGCGCAGCUCCCAGCUCCGCCGAUCCCGCGAUUCGGGCGGGCGGGGCUGCACCAUUUCGGGCUGCUCCGCUCGGGGGGCGGCAGGCUGUGUCGGCAGCUCCAUCCAGCUUUCAGGAGAGGAGAUCGGGUCUCUGGAAGGGAAUGAAACCGAGGAAGAGCGAGGAAGCGCUGCCGGGGCGAGCAGGCGCUCUGAUCCUUGUCCUCUGCCUCUCGGGGAUGGGAGCAGAAACCGCUCGGUACUCUGUGCCCGAAGAGGCGGAGAGAGGCUCUUUUGUAGCGAAUAUCGCUAAGGAUUUGGGACUAACCGGUGAGGAAUUAUUGGCUCGUCAGGCUCGAGUCGUUCCUGAAGGAGAAAAGCAGUAUUUACAGCUGAACCAGCACACCGGGGAUUUGGUGGUGAGAGAGCAAAUGGACCGGGAAGAGCUGUGUGGACAGAGCGAGCCCUGCUUGGUGCGUUUUCAGGUGCUGCUGGAGAAGCCACUGCAGUCCUUCCGAGCUGAGGUAAGACUCACCGACAUAAAUGAUCAUGCUCCUGCUUUCUUAAAUAAAGAGAUAAUUUUAAAGAUGCCGGAAUCUGCAAUGCCGGGGACUCGGUUUUUGUUGGAAAGCGCUCACGAUCCAGACGUGGGGAAUAAUAGUCUUCAGCAUUAUAGUAUCAGCUCGAACGAGUAUUUCCAUGUGUACACCCAGCGGCGAAAUGACGGCGGGAGGUACGCCGAGCUGGUGUUGGAUCGAGCCCUGGAUCGGGAGCGGCAGGCAGAAGUUGCUUUCAUCAUCACGGCUGUGGAUGGUGGGACACCACCGCGGUCUGGCACAGCUUUAAUCCGCGUGGUAGUCCUGGAUAUAAACGACAACAUCCCGGUAUUUGCCCAGACUCUGUAUAAAGUCUCUGUAAUGGAAAAUAGCUCAGAGGACACCAUAGUGGUGGUAGUGUCUGCUAGCGAUUUAGACGCAGGAACGAAUGGGGAAAUAGUGUAUUCCAUCGUUCAAAAUUCAGAAGAAAAUCUCCAAACGUUUAAAAUAAACCCAGAGACAGGACAUAUUCGACUCAAAAAGCCUUUGGAUUACGAAGAAAAAAAGACCUAUGAGAUAGACGUCCAAGCCGUAGAUGGAGGGGGCCUGUCCACGCAUUGCAAGGUGGAGGUGCAGGUGAAGGACGUGAACGACAAUGCCCCCGAGGUGAUCAUCACCUCACACACCAGCACCCUCUCCGAAGCCGCCCCGCCGGACACCGUGGUGGCCCUCUUCAACGUCAGGGACCGGGACUCGGGGGACAACGGCAGGACGACCUGCGAGCUGAUGGGAGAGCAACCCUUCAGGAUCACUCUGCUGGCAGCCGACGCGUACGCGCUGGUGACAUCAGAGACGCUGGACCGGGAGCAGGUGGGGGAAUACAACUUGACAGUGCGAGCUCGAGACCAGGGCUCCCCCGCCCUUUCGGCAUCCAAGACCCUGCUCGUGCGGCUCUUGGAUGUGAACGACAAUGCACCCACCUUCACCCAGCCCAUUUACACCAUGGUGGUGAGCGAAAACGAGCCCGCGGGGAGGAGCCUGGGCCGCCUCAGUGCCACGGACCCUGACGCGGGAGAGAACGCCCGUGUCAGAUACUCGCUAGUGCCGCCACUGACAGGCACCCUCGCCGCGGCGUCAUUCGUGUCAGUGGACGCGGAGAGUGGAACUGUCCGGAGUUUGCACUCGCUGGACUACGAGAAGGUCCCUGCCUUCGAGGUGAGAGUGCGCGCAGCCGACGGCGGCUCCCCGCCGCUCAGCGCCCAGGCCGUGCUGCGCAUCGUCGUGCGGGACGAGAACGACAACGCGCCCGUGCUGCUGCACCCGGGCCCCGAGAGCAGCGCGGCCGGAGAGCUGGUGCCGCGCUGGGCACCCUCCGGCUACCUGGUGGCCAAGGUGGUGGCGGUGGACGCGGACGCGGGGCAGAACGCGUGGCUGUCCUACGAGCUGGCCAAGGCCACGGAGCCGGCGCUGUUCCGCGUGGGGCUGCACAGCGGCGAGGUGCGCACGGCGCGGGCCGUGACAGAGAGGGACGCGGCCCGGCAGAGGCUCAUCGUGCUGGUGCGGGACCGCGGGCAGCCGCCGCGCUCUGCCACUGCCACCCUCGCCGUGGCACUGGUGGACGAUUUCUCCGAUGCCUUCCACCAGCUUGGCCACGAUCCUGCGAGCGGACACCAGCCGCAGGUGGCCGAAGAGGAAAUGCUCACUACUUACCUCAUCGCCUCGCUGGUCUGCGUCUCGUCCCUUUUCCUCCUGUCCGUCCUUGUCUUAACGGCCAACACUCUCUGCAAAGCUCGCAUUCGGGCAGAGCUUCCUCCUCCCUCUCCCAGCUGCUACGCGGACGGAGUUUUCGCCAGCGACGGCGUGGGAGUGGGCAGCACGGGCACUCUGUCGCCGGCUUACCGCUACGAAAUGUGUAUGACCAGCGGCUCGGGGAGGAGCGAAUUCCGGUUCCUGAGACCCAUCCUGCCCAGCCUUCAUAGCAAUGCUGAGGCGGGGCUGGACAAGGACGAGGAACCGCUACGCCACUCGCAGUCUGCCUGCGACCGGGAAGCCCAGGCGGGAAGAACGGCCACUCCUCCCUUUUAGCCGCAAGACUGGCCAGUAGGCGUGCGCGUCCCUACCUGAGCCGUGCUGGAAUGCGAUUCCCUUACCCCCUCUCCUCAGCCUGAGAUUCCCCGCCAGUUGUAGUGCCGUUCUCUACUGUUAUAGCCGUAAUCUCCCUAUUUAGCCUCCAGGCCACUUUCUCCUGCCGUGGAAGGCGGCACAGUCCCACCGAGCUCAGCCUCUGCUUCAUGCUUCCCUAGAAAAUCCUUGUGCCGCUCUUGCCGCGGCGUUUCUCGGAGGGUGCAGAGUCGCCUGUCGCUAGACGACAGCGCACCAAACCGCCGGCUCGGGCCAGCAAAGGGCGAGGACGGGCGCGGAGCAACUGCCGGUGGUACUCUGGCGCCAAGACUCCCCCAAGGCUAGGGAUUUCCCUCCCCAGAAAAAGU